Molecule: messenger RNA, 1378 nt
Organism: Phaedon cochleariae (mustard beetle)
Lineage: Eukaryota; Metazoa; Arthropoda; Insecta; Coleoptera; Chrysomelidae
Source: the annotation of a GenBank genome assembly
AAAAACACUCCUGAAAAUGUGAUAAAUGUGGUUUCUGGAGGACGUACAUCUGAAAUUUAACCAAAUAUGUCCCAGUCACUGUCACUUUUCCAAUUUUCUCACGUGAACAGUGCGCCCGUUUUAUUCAAGCUUUCUGCUGUAGGCAUAAGCUGGCAUGUGAACUCGCCAUAAGAUGCCUUUCAUUACGCUUUUUUGUGCGACGUUGGUUGUACGUUGAAAAUGUAUCCAAAUUUUAAAUCCAUUUGAAUUACCAAAAUGGAUCACUCAAAAUGACUGAACAUUUCGGUGUACCAAGUUUUAUUCGGGUAACCAAAGUGUCUGGCUUUGAAAAGAGAAUAAAUGAUAUUGUUUAUUGUAGUCCAUUAAAAUCCACGGAAAAUUCGAAUGUAGUCAUAUUUUUUGGGGGAGAUGUGCAGGACUUCACAGAAAAUAUGGCUAGCCAUAGAGACAAUAAACGCCAUGUGAAGUGGAACUUGGAAAACACUGCCCAAUUAAUGGGAACUAAAUUUGUUGACUGCCACAUAGUUGUUGUACGCCCAGUAAGAAUGGAUUACAAAACGUUUAGCUGCUAUGAAAACUUUGUUCCUUGUGCUAAAUGUGGAGUACCAGACCAUACCCCAAUGCACAAUUCUUUGACACAUUUGGAAAAAUUGUUGAGCAGCUUGUCUCAAAGGCUGAGAAGUAUGACUGACGAAGAACUGAAUGCGGCUAUGGAACAUUCCAAAAACUCUGUGAUCUCAGACGAUUCAUGUGAAUCUUCAAGUCGUCACGAAAAUUUAGUUCCUGGUUGGAGAGAGCAAAUUGAUCUACAAAACUGUGAUAUUAAACUCGUUGGGUUUAGUAAAGGUUGUGUGGUUUUGAACCAAUUUCUCUACGAGUUUCAGUAUUAUAAAACAUUCUCUUCAGACGAUUCUGACACUUGCAAAAUAAUAUCGAGAAUAAAACAAAUGUAUUGGUUAGACGGCGGACAUGCCGGUGGAAAAAAUACUUGGAUAACUUCUAAGCCAUUGCUAGAAACUCUAGCAAAUUUACGAAUAUCGAUUCACGUUCACGUCACCCCUUAUCAAAUCAAAGAUGAUCAUCGGCCUUGGAUAAGGAAAGAAGAAAAAUUGUUCAGCGAGACUCUUAAAAAAUUUGGGGCGCCCGUUCACAGAAAAAUUCAUUUUGAAAAUGAUUCUCCUAGUUUGGAAAUGCAUUUUAGUAUUUUAAAUGAAUUUAUGCAGUGUGAUGCUGAUUAUUCCAAAUGAUCUCAAUUGUGUGCUGCUGUGUAAUAGCUUAAUUUUUGCAAACUGUGUACAUAUUUUCAAUUUCCCAGUUAUGGAAACUCAAAUAUAUAGUUCAACAAAUAAACAUUAUUAAGUACUAAGAGAGAAUUUGU